AAUAACGAAAAGUCCAUUUAAACACGAGAUAAUGAACUAGCCGUUGGGGACUCGAAAUUCAAAAGCCCCAAUUUACAGACGGUAUCAAAGAAAGAGACACACCAUUAAGCUCACACUCUUUCCAUUUCGAUAUCCCUUUUUUCUCUCUCAAUCAGAUUUUGUCUUCUCAGAUCUCAGGCGCAAAUCUAUCAAUCGUCUUCUGUUCCUUUCAGUCUUGUGUCAACAGGCCGUUGCAUUUUUCAGCUGGAGUUCAUUUUGGAGGAUUACUAGUCUAGUUGUAGUCAAGAUGACGGUUAGAACUCCUGGUACUCCAGCUUCAAAGAUAGAAAGGACUCCAGCAACCACACCUAGUGGACAUCGAGCUAAAGAGGAGAAAAUCGUUGUAACAGUAAGAUUAAGGCCUUUGAACAAAAGGGAGCUUUCAGCCAAGGACCAUGCUGCAUGGGAAUGCAUUGAUGAUCACACAAUUAUUUAUAGAUCACUGCCUCAGGAACGUGCUGCUCAACCCGCUUCGUUCACAUUUGAUAAAGUCUUCGGUCCAGAUAGUAUAACUGAAGCCGUGUAUGAGGAAGGAGUAAAGAAUGUGGCUUUAUCCUCUUUGAUGGGAAUAAAUGCAACCAUAUUUGCAUAUGGACAAACCAGCAGUGGGAAGACUUACACAAUGCGAGGAAUUACUGAGAAAGCUGUCAACGACAUAUAUUCCCAUAUAAUGAGUACCCCAGAAAGAGAAUUCAGAAUAAGAAUAUCUGGACUGGAGAUCUACAAUGAAAAUGUCAGGGACCUAUUGAAUUCUGAAUCUGGUCGAAAUCUCAAGCUUCUUGAUGAUCCAGAGAAAGGAACUGUCGUUGAGAAGUUGGUGGAAGAAACAGCAAGCAAUGACCAGCAUUUGAGGCAUUUAAUUAGUAUCUGCGAGGCUCAGAGGCAAGUCGGCGAAACAGCCUUAAACGAUACAAGCUCACGAUCCCACCAGAUAAUAAGACUGACAAUAGAAAGCACUCUUCGUGAAAGUUCUGAUUGCGUGAGGUCUUAUGUAGCAAGCUUGAACUUUGUUGAUUUGGCUGGGAGCGAAAGAGCCUCACAGACGAAUGCAGAUGGUGCCAGGCUUAGGGAAGGCUGCCAUAUAAAUCUCAGUUUGAUGACUCUUACAACCGUUAUUAGAAAGCUCAGUGUGGGCAAAAGAAGUGGUCAUGUACCCUACCGGGACUCGAAACUGACAAGAAUAUUGCAACAUUCACUUGGUGGCAAUGCCCGUACUGCUAUAAUAUGCACGCUUAGCCCUGCAUCUAGUCACGUCGAACAAUCUCGCAACACUCUCUUUUUUGCUACCCGAGCAAAGGAAGUCACAAACAAUGCACAAGUGAACAUGGUUGUUUCCGACAAACAGCUUGUCAAGCAUUUGCAGAAGGAAGUAGCCAGAUUGGAAGCAGAGCUGCGCACCCCAGAGCCAGCUAAUGAGAAAGAUUGGAAAAUUCAACAGAUGGAAAUGGAAAUCGAGGAUCUGAAGCGUCAAAGAGAUCUUGCACAGUCACAAGUAGACGAGUUACGCAGAAAGCUUCAGGAGGAACAGGGACUGAAACCAUCUGAAUCUGUUAGUCCAAUUGUGAAGAAAUGUCUCUCAUUCUCUGGCACAUUAUCUCCAAACCUCGAAGAAAAAGCACCUGUCGUUGGUGAAAGAACAAGAAACACAAUGGGAAGGCAGUCAAUGAGGCAAUCUUUGGCUGCCCCUUUUACACUUAUGCAUGAAAUUCGCAAACUCGAACAUCUCCAGGAGCAGCUCGGAGAUGAAGCAAAUCGAGCAUUGGAAGUACUGCAAAAGGAAGUUGCAUGUCAUAGGUUAGGUAACCAGGAUGCUGCAGAAACUAUUGCCAAAUUGCAAGCAGAGAUCAGAGAAAUGCGUUCAGUACCGCCAGUCCUCCGCAAGGAAGUUGAAGUUGGAAAUGUCGUUGCUGUCAAUAAGAGUGUCAGUGCCAACCUGAAGGACGAGAUAGCCAGACUUCACUCACAAGGAAGCACAAUUGCUGAUCUUGAAGAACAGCUAGAAAAUGUCCAGAAAUCAUUGGACAAACUGGUUAUGUCUCUUCCAAGCAAUAAUGAUCAACAGUCAAACAAUGACACCACACAGAAGGCAAAGCAUCCAUCAAAAAAGAAGAAGUUGCUCCCAUUGGCCUCGAGCAACAGUAUCAACAGGCAAAAUUUCUUGAAAUCUCCUUGUUCUCCUCUGUCAACUGCACGACAAGUACUGGAUUGUGAGAUUGAAAAUCGAGCUCCAGAGUUGGAUGAUUUGUCCUGUGAAAUUCAGCCGAUGCAUGAAAAUGAGACUCCUACAAAAAGUGACGGAGGAGAUAUUUCAUCAAAGGAAGGCACUCCAUAUCGCCGUUCCAGUUCUGUAAACAUGAGAAAGAUGCAGAAGAUGUUUCAGGAGGCAGCAGAAGAGAACGUCAGAAACAUAAGAUCGUAUGUAACAGAACUUAAAGAACGGGUGGCCAAACUUCAAUACCAAAAGCAGCUCCUUGUAUGCCAGGUGCUUGAGCUGGAAGCAAAUGAAGCGGCUGGAUACAAUUUAGAAGAUGACGAAAAUAUUCAUCAGAUACCAGAAGAGUCCCCAGUUUCAUGGCAAAUCACAUUUAAGGAACAGAGGCAGCAAAUUAUUGACUUGUGGGAUGUUUGCUAUGUCUCCAUUAUUCACAGGUCACAGUUUUAUCUGUUAUUCAAGGGAGACCCUGCGGAUGAAAUAUAUCUGGAAGUUGAACUCAGGCGCUUGACAUGGUUACAACAGCAUCUGGCAGAGCUUGGAAAUGCAACCCCGGCCCGUGUUGGAAAUGAGCCAACAGUCUCUUUGUCAUCAAGCAUUAGAGCUAUAAAGAGGGAAAGGGAAUUCCUUGCCAAGAGAUUGACAACUCGACUGACAGCUGAAGAAAGAGAUUAUCUGUACAUAAAAUGGGAAGUUCCUUUGGAGGGAAAACAGAGAAGAAUGCAAUUUAUUAACAAGCUUUGGACAAAUCCGCAUGACGAAAAGCACGUAAAAGAGAGUGCUGAGAUAGUGGCAAAGCUCGUAGGUUUCUGCGAAGGAGGUAACAUGUCAAGAGAGAUGUUUGAGCUUAACUUUGUCCUUCCAUCAGAUAGGAGGCCAUGGUUUGCUGGCUGGAACCAAAUCUCCGACCUUCUCCAUAUCUGAGAGAAGCUUAGAUUCUUUUUUGUAAGUAAAUUAAUUGUAUCGCGUGUUGUUUUUCAUGUACAUGAAACUCUCUGGAGCCUCCCAAUUUUGGAGCCUCCCAAGUUGUUCCAUUACAACUGAUUAAUUUUAGAGAAGUACGGAAGAUUGGAAUUUGAGGCAUCACAUCAUGCAACUUCAUUGUCUGAAUAAAGAAUUCAAUUGAAAUUGUGUCAUGUUACUAGAUU
Messenger RNA from Solanum pennellii, 3399 nucleotides. RefSeq names its product kinesin-like protein NACK1. Gene Ontology annotation, molecular function: microtubule motor activity; microtubule binding; ATP binding. NCBI's taxonomy places the organism in Eukaryota, Viridiplantae, Streptophyta, Magnoliopsida, Solanales, Solanaceae. The coding region runs from base 287 to 3175 and encodes 962 amino acids. The record is from RefSeq and is a predicted model, not a curated record. The transcript is spliced from 15 exons. Gene Ontology annotation, biological process: microtubule-based movement.